UCCGCUUCCUGUCGGGAUGGCGGCUAACGCUUUACUCGAAGCAACUCGAAGCUAAACAGAAACUCUUCUCCUAACAAAUUGACAAGUUUGCUCCUCAAAAGAACGCCAAAAUCUCUCUUUGAAUUUGGCCAAACAUUUGCUCGGAGGUGGUGAAGCUUCUGCUUGAGCUCGUUCUGCGAGCACUGCGUCGAUGAAGAUGUCCUUGGUGCAGCGGGUGUUCCUGUCGUGGAUUUUCAGCCUGAUCUUCCUCAUCAUGCUGGUCCUGAAACUGGAGGCCAAGGUGCAAUGGAACUGGUUCGUCAUCUUCCUUCCCGUGUGGACGCUGGACGCCGUACUGGUCCUCCUGCUGCUGGUCAAGCUGGCCGGCCGCUGCAAGGCCGACCCGGAGGCGCGGGAGGGGUUGACUCUUACCCGCCGCUUGUGCUGCCUGGCGGCCGUCGGGCUGAAGGCGGCUUUCUGUCUCAGCCUUUGCUCCCGCCUUGAGAAACUGACAGACGUGUGGCUCAGCGUGGUGUGCGUACCUCUUUGGGUCCUACUAGUGGGCGCCCUGGUGCAGCUGGGCCGCAGCGUCUUCCGCUCACACAGGGACUGAACUUUAGUGGACCCAUUUUUUGCAUAACACACGCAGUUUGUGGGGGGGUCUUUCUGACACCAUGAAAUUUUUUACGAGAUGUACUUAAUGCCUUAUUUUUGCAAUAUUCUUGAUUUUUCAACAGAAAAAUGUCACUUUACUCUCACAGCUUAUCAGCUUUUUAUAGUUUAAUUUUUGUAACAUUAUGAAUUUGAAUAGAUUUCCAAAACUAUCACAACAUUCUCCAUUUUUUCUGUACUUUAUUUUUGUAAAUGUGAAUUUGGGAUAUAAGUCAGCUUUUGGUGAAAUCCCUGUAUAGGUACACAAACUUUCCAGAGGGGGCCUGUGUCAGGCAAUGGCGUACCGCAAGCAACACGCCACUUUUGCUCAUUGUAGUGGACCAAACAUACACGCGGACACUGGUGUUUCAACUUAGGUAAAAAUUCCAUUUAAUAAAGUUACAAAACAAACAGUUUAACACAAACCUGUUUGUGCAACAUAAAAGAGGCCAACAUAACAAAGGGCUUCGACCAAACUGACCUGACCUCCAGACACAUCUCUGUGGGCGUUUAAAUCAGGGCGGACUCGACUAACGACCACUUGAAGGAGGUAUGACAAAUUAACCAAACAUUGUCAACUUAAUAAAUCAACAGAUGGAAUAUAUAUAUAUAUAUAUAUAUAUAUUUUUUUUUUUUUUUGCGAUCAUGUUCUCUGAAGGGUUUACUUGGUAGGAGGGGAGGGGAAGACUGUAUUGACCGCAAGUUUGAAUGCAUGGACACUUCAUAUUGUUGUACACUAGAUGGCGGUAUGCACCUGAAAGUUUCUUGUAAUGCGCCAUUCACUCAUUUGCUCCCAAAAACGUAUAAAUACGUUCUAUUUUUAAUUGUUUCAGUGUCCCAAAGACGUAACCAUAAGAGACAUCUCUGGGUUCUGAUUCAACUGAGCUCCAAAGCACAAAGCUGAAAAUCCAUUUUAAAGCAAAAAAACUGGCCACUGGAGGGCAGUAGCGCAUUUGGUAAGACCCGCAACCCGAUUCAACGGCAGCACGGCCAGGGCGCCGGCGGAUGGAUGCCAGGCGGCGGACGACCGAGCAGAACAGCCGAGAGGACGCCCGGCGCUGGACGACCGGGAGAAUCCCCGGGACCACCAGUGCAGCGGACAAUGUCGUUGAGUCCGUGCUGCUCGCCGAGCAGACCCCGCAGAGACUCAAAAAAAUCCAUCUUUAUGAGACAGGCGGCGAUGAGGGAAAAGUCGCAGCCACAACAGCGUCAUCUCGGUUAUGUGUAAAUAAAUUGUUACUUUGCUAUCAAAAGCUCUAUUUGUCUUAUCUUAUUAAAACAUUAUUCAGAUGUUUCGGAUGUAACUAAAAGAAAAUAGCUGUGUAUAAGCCAGUUAUUUUUUAAAUCUAUGCUUUCACAAAAAGCUCGAUUUCUCGUUUUUUCAUCAGAUAUUGGAAAAUUUCUCAAACUAAGCUAUAUUCUCAUGCUGAGUUCUAAAGAAUGGAAAAAGAUAUGAACUUUUUUUUUUCCUGCUAAAAGAAGAGUCUAAUCUUUUGGUGGGUUCCAUGUUCAUAUGGAAAUAGAACAGAAUUGUCUGUGGGCCUUGCAAAAUCAGUCAAAAUCCAGUAAAACGGCCGGGAGUGAAUGAGUUAAUCAAAAGAAUUUUUACGUGCUGCAAUGUCCCUAGGGCAGGGGUGUCCAAACUUUUUGCAAUGGGGGCCAGAUUUGGAGUGAUAAAAAUGUGGGGGGCCGACCUUGACUGACGUCCUUUAUGUAGAACAAUAUAUUUAAGCAAAUUUUAGCCAUUCUGUGUGUGACAUUUGCUUUAUUAUUUUUUCUAAAUAAUUUCAACUAGCCUUUGUGGCGCUCUGUUUCAUCUCUCGGGCUCUUGCGAAAUACUGCUGCUGUAAAAUUUAACUUCAAGUUGCUUCAUUUUCUUGCUACGUAUCUCCCCUGUAAUCUUGUCGUACAUGUCAGCGUGUCUUGUUUGAUAAUAUCGCCUCACAUUGAACUCUUUAAAAACAGCGACUGUCUCUUUGCAAAUGAGGCAGACACAAUUUGCACCUAUCCUUGAAGCGUUGGCCGUCGCAGUCAACUUUCUUUUUUUUUGUUGAUUCUCGCCAAUUUAGAAAAGUGGGAGUAAAGGGUCACACGGGGUAAUGUUGCUUAGAGUACUGCUGCCUUUUAGUGGGUAAAUGAGGAGCAGCAUUUAGUGUGGAGGCAACUUCAUAUGCUGGUAGCAGUACUGCUGACCAAUUUAUUUGGUCUGUGUGCGGGCCAGACGUUAUUGAUUUUAUGACAGGGGCUGGGGGCCGGAUGAAAUUUGACCGCAGGCCGCAUUUGGCCCCCGGGCCGGACUUUGGACAUGUCUGCCCUAGGGUGAUUUAUAUGUUAAAUUCAGAAUUGUACAUUUUGCGCUGCAUUGGUACAUUAUUUCUUAGUGCACGCUGAUAUGGAUACCUGCAUUUAUUUGCCUUAUCGGUGCCACACUACAGGUGACAUGAAUGGGUAAAUUAAAAAUUGUAAAACUGGAUGUUUACCAUUUACGAUUUACUAUUAAGACAAAGAAACAAAAAACAGGAUUUGGACAAUUUUUAGUUCAAUUACUUGACUCCAGCUCAUAUAUUAUUACCCUAUGCAGGUUUUUAAAAAAUUAAAUAAAUAAAACUCAAAUUAAAGUUGCAAAUAUUUUAAAAGUAAUUACAUUUUUGAAAGUCAAAAUUUAAAAGAUAUUCACUUUAUUAUAGUAUAUAAAGAGACAACUUACUAUUAAGAUAAAAAAAUAUCGCGAAUAGACCAUUUUUAGAUCAACCAUGUGUUUAAACUUUGAAUCGACUAACUGUCGAUUCUUCAUGGCAACCCUAAUCGAAACCAAGAGAACAAAAUAUGAAUCAGCAAAAUCCGUAUUUUUGAACCAUUUAUUGAGGUUCCAAUCAGAGUAUAAAUCACACUACCAAGUCUUGUCUUAGCAAAUAAAAUGUAUUUACAUUUUGUUUAAAAAAAUCCAACCAAACAAACAAAACAAAAAAAAAAAACAUCCACAUGUUGUCUUCAAAUAAAAACAAGACAGUUAAAUGAUAUAAAUAAGUUCUAUGGAAAAUAAAACUCAUCUUAGAAAAAAAUAUAUGCGAUUUCUGUAUACAUUUCCUCACAUGGUGCUAAUAACAUCUAUUUAUGCUGUACAGUUUUUGGUACAUACAGUAUCAUUUACAUACAACGGAGUUUUGGGGCCCAAACAAAGAAAAACAAUAGGACUACGAGAAUAAAGUCAUAAUAUUAUGAGAAAAAAGUCGUAAUAUUACGAGAAUUAAGUCUUACGUUGUAAUAUUACGAGAUGAAAAUUGUAAUUCACCGCAAUUUUACAUAUUAUGAGAAAAAGUCAUUAUGUUACGAGUUGAAAGUCGUAAU
This is a messenger RNA of Corythoichthys intestinalis (scribbled pipefish), 3978 nucleotides long. RefSeq names its product transmembrane protein 60-like. The record is from RefSeq and is a predicted model, not a curated record. The transcript is spliced from 2 exons. NCBI's taxonomy places the organism in Eukaryota, Metazoa, Chordata, Actinopteri, Syngnathiformes, Syngnathidae. The coding region runs from base 191 to 592 and encodes 133 amino acids.